UUUAUUUUUAAUUUUAAAAUUGUUCACUCCCUCUAUAUAACUAUGUUGGGAAAAGGAUAUAUACUUUUUGGGUAUUUUGACUUAGAUUCUGGUGCCAUUUCUGAAUAGAUCUUCCUCUGAUUCAUUCAUAUGGCGGCAACCCAAUCACUAUCACAACCUGAUCCAGAUCGUCCCUCUGAAGAGAAACCUGCUGAAUCAGAUAACAUGGAGGAGCGGACUCUAUCAGCAAAAAAUGAGAUGUCAGUUUCUCCUAAUUCCUCUCAGGAUACAGCUCCUUUAGGUCAUCCAAGGGAUAACACAGGUCAAUCUGAAGCUUUUGGUUCUCCUGGAGAUCGUGCUGUCUAUCGACCUAAUAUUUAUGCCCCUCAGGCACAGGCGUUCUACUACAGGGGUUAUGACAAUGCGACUGGUGAAUGGGAUGAAUAUCCUCCAUACAUAAAUGCUGAAGGGUUAGAAAUUGGGUCACCUGGUGUCUACAAUGAUAAUCCCUCUCUUGUAUUUCAUGCUGGAUAUGGAUAUAGUCCGCAAAUGCCCUAUGGACCUUAUUCUCCAGUCACCACUCCUUUACCUUCUGUCGGUGGUGAUGCACACUUGUACUCCCCUCAGCAAUUUCCAUUUUCUGGGCCGCCUUAUUACCAGCAUCUAGGUCCUCCUAAUAUGUCAUAUAUUACCUCACCAUCACCCAUUUCACAACCAGAGUUCAACACAUUGGCAAGCAUCGACCAACAAGGUGAUAACAUGCUUUUUGGCCCAAGGCCUAGUUAUCCUCCUGUGGGAUCAAUUAGUGGAGGCAGUUUUCCAGGAAAACAUGAUUUCCAUGAUCUGCAGCAUGGGUUUGAUGGAUUGAGAUCUGGAGGCCUUUGGUCAGCUUGGUCAAAACCCUCUGAUAGAAAUAGGCCCUUGUCCCCCUUUUCACCUGCAGUUUCUCCACAGCCUAUUGGCAUGCUUGGGUCAUUUGGGCAGAAUGUUGGAAUGGCAUCUCAUCAACAAAGAUCAUUUUAUGGCCUCGAAUCAGGUUCAAACUCCUACAAAAGAGCCUAUCUGCAGAGUGGUUACAAUCAGGGAUCUGGUUUUGGAAAUGCAUCAAUUUCUAGUUUGGGGACAAACAGCCGGGGCUGGCUCUCCCUUGAAAACAGCAGAUUGCGAGGAAGAAGCAGUAUUUCCUUAUGUGGCUGCAACGGUAGUCUUGAUAUUCUUAGCGAGCAAAACAGAGGACCAAGGGCCUCAAAGUCUAAGGCUCAAAAUACAGCUGAUCAUGGUCCUUCUGUUGAUGAUAAGAAACAUAGCAAACCAUCUGCCAAGAUCCAUGAUGAGUCAUACAACCAAUCAGAUUUUGUGACUGAAUACAAGGAUGCUAAGUUCUUCAUCAUCAAGUCAUACAGUGAAGAUAAUGUUCACAAGAGCAUCAAAUAUGGUGUUUGGGCCAGCACUCCAAAUGGGAAUAGAAAAUUGGAUACUGCCUAUCAUGAAGCUAAGGACAAGCAAGAUCCUUGUCCUGUGUUUCUCUUAUUUUCGGUGAAUGCUAGUGCUCAAUUCUGUGGGGUGGCUGAAAUGGUUGGACCUGUUGACUUUGACAAGAGUGUGGAUUACUGGCAGCAGGACAAGUGGAGUGGGCAGUUCCCUGUCAAAUGGCACAUUAUUAAAGAUGUCCCGAACAGCCAGUUUCGUCACAUUGUUUUGGAAAAUAAUGACAACAAGCCUGUCACUAACAGUCGAGACACGCAGGAGGUGAAAUUGGAGCAGGGUGUUGAGAUGUUGAUCAUCUUUAAGAAUUAUGAAACUGAUACAUCUAUCUUAGAUGAUUUUGAUUUUUACGAGGAUCGACAGAAAGCCAUGCAAGAUAGGAAGGCCAGACAGCAAGCCAGCCUGCUGGCUGUUGGUGUAGUCGGAGAAAGUGAGCACAGAAAUGCAGUUACCUUGCCAACUGAUAUUAUCAAGCAGAUGUCAAAGAGUUUUGCUCAAGUUAUCUGCUUGGAUGAGUCUAGCAAAGAAGGCAUUGUUACUGAUCGAGCUAGUUCUGGCACUGAUGGUUCUGUGGGAACUAGAGUUAAAUUGGAAGAUGGUAUCACAACUGUCUCCACCUCACAGACCAGUUAGGAAGAAACAAAUACUGCAAGAUUUGGCAGUGCCUGGUAGUGUAUGUGACAUGAACUUUAAUUCUAUCUUCUAGUUCUCCAUUAUCUUGUGAAGGUAGAGAGUUAUAUCUCAGAAUUGAUUGGAGCACAUCCAUAACUGGAUGAAGGGCUAAUGAGUUUUGCGGGGCAGAUGUGCUACAUGUAUAAUACAUGGUUUUUUGAGUGUCGUAGUCAGUGUUCCUUUUGUUUUCCUGGUCCUAAUGUUGCAGUUUGGGUGAGAAUAGUUAUGUGGAGACACUGGUUGAGUUCUUGCAUUUGCAAAUAAGGGAAAUAUAGCAAAAGAUGUUGAAGGAAGAACCUCAUUGAUUCUACUGUUUCUCCAUAA
Messenger RNA from Populus euphratica (Euphrates poplar), 2460 nucleotides. RefSeq lists its product as uncharacterized. The record is from RefSeq and is a predicted model, not a curated record. Lineage: Eukaryota; Viridiplantae; Streptophyta; Magnoliopsida; Malpighiales; Salicaceae. The coding region runs from base 130 to 2097 and encodes 655 amino acids. Gene Ontology annotation, biological process: mRNA destabilization. The transcript has 8 exons. Gene Ontology annotation, cellular component: cytoplasm. Gene Ontology annotation, molecular function: mRNA binding.